This is a messenger RNA of Dunckerocampus dactyliophorus (ringed pipefish), 2691 nucleotides long. RefSeq names its product tyrosine 3-monooxygenase/tryptophan 5-monooxygenase activation protein, zeta polypeptide (gene ywhaz). The coding region runs from base 614 to 1375 and encodes 253 amino acids. The record is from RefSeq and is a predicted model, not a curated record. Gene Ontology annotation, biological process: signal transduction. Lineage: Eukaryota; Metazoa; Chordata; Actinopteri; Syngnathiformes; Syngnathidae. The transcript has 6 exons. Gene Ontology annotation, cellular component: cytoplasm.
CGCCAGCUCGGUUUUUUUGUCGACGCGUAGCUCGCAAAAGUACGUUUCAGGAGGGGAGGAAGCGCGAUUGCUUGAACGGUGAACUCCUUGGCUUGAAUGUCGAGUCGCUUGGUGAUGCUCCGACGCUCAGUCAUUGUUCGGCGGCUACCGCAUUCGAGCCACCUUUCCCCCGCCUCUCGCGCUCUCACUAGCCCCCUACAAAGGAGACUCAUCGUUUCUGUCACUUCACAGCACACCUAGGAGGGGACUUGUAUGAGUACCUAACGUAGCUAGGGGACAUUUUUUGUAGUUUUCCAGGAAGCGAAAAAAGGGCGUUCACUGGCGAACAUGUAAGCUAGUCUUUCAUUUUCAGGUCACUAGCACAACCAAUUGGUUACACUUCAUUGUGUUAAUGCUACAAUAUUACAUUGCAUACUCGUCCAGGGACAGGUUAGGUCAUUUUUGCACAGGUGUGUCACGUAAAACCGGGUUCGCCGACAUUCCAUAGAAGGGCGCAGGUGUCGACGGAGGCGAGUGUGACUCACACACACACUACUAGUGCCAUUUUGAUUUUUUUAAAUGGUCGUUUUCUAACGCCGUCUUCUCGUCAGUCCUCACGCCCACGCAAGGAGCCAUGGCAGACAAGGAGGAGCAGGUACAGAAAGCCAAGCUGGCCGAGCAGGCCGAGCGCUACGACGACAUGGCCGCCGCCAUGAAGGUCGUGACGGAGGGGGGCACCGCCGAGCUGAGCAACGAGGAGCGAAACCUUCUCUCUGUCGCCUACAAGAAUGUGGUGGGCGCCCGGAGGUCCUCGUGGCGGGUGGUGUCCAGCCUGGAGCAGAAGUCGGAAGACAGCGGCAAGACGGCCCUGGCCAAGGAGUACAGGGAGAAGAUCGAGAAGGAGCUCAACGACAUCUGCAAUGAAGUUCUGGACCUGCUCAACAAUCACCUGAUCCCCAACGCCCAGCCUGCUGACAGCAAGGUCUUCUACUUGAAGAUGAAGGGCGACUACUACCGCUACCUGGCUGAGGUGGCCAGUGGGGAGGACAAGGAGAAAAUAAUCAAGAACUCGCAAGAAUCCUACCAGCAGGCUUUGGAUAUCAGCUACAAAGAAAUGCAGCCCACCCAUCCCAUUCGCCUCGGACUUGCUCUCAACUUCUCCGUCUUCUACUAUGAGAUCGUCAACUCGCCCAACAAGGCCUGCGAGCUCGCCAAAACGGCCUUCGAUGAAGCCAUCGCCAUGCUGGACUCUCUCAACAGCGACUCCUACAAAGACAGUACCUUGAUCAUGCAGCUGCUCCGCGACAAUCUCACCCUAUGGAUGUCAGACCACCAGGGCGAGGCCGAGGGCGAGGAGACGGAGCCAGAGGCGGCGCCAGCAGCGGACAAGAACUGAACUCCGUAGGAUUAAAAAGAAAAAAUUUACACGCGUUUUUUUUUUUUACCUCUCACCAGCCUAUGUUGUGUGCGUGGUCGUGUGUGUGUGCGUGCACAUACAUGCGCACAUAUGUAUGUUUACGCUCCACUCACAGUGUGUAAAGUACAGUACGUGUGCAGAAUCAUUGUGUUUGUUAAAUGUAAGAACACCUCCACUUAUGAAAUAUCCAAAUAGAUGUUUUUUUUUUUUUUUUAAAUUGAACAUUACUCAAUGUGUCAACCAAUGGAUGUUUUUCAUUUGAAUUUUUGUAUGCUUUAGUCCCGAUGUAUUCCCUCCUUUUUCGUUCCAAAUUAGACCCUCGUUUAUGGUAGCAAGCUCGCCGCCAUUACAGGACAAAAAUCUCUUGACUAUAUUUUGAUACUUUGUAUGUUUUUACUUGAACUGAACAUUUGUGAAACUUGGGUCAAACAAAACACCUUGAAACUCGUAUACUGAAAUAAAAAUGGUCACAGCGGUUGGAUUCUCGCUAAAAUUUUGUGUCUAGUUAGUGAUGGAGUAGACAACAGGUUGCUGCCUUCAUCCCACACCGCGUCGGAAAGUCGUCUUUUUACGGAUGGUACGUGUUCACGGCUCGGUGGGUUCUGUGGGUGUCGUGAAGAUUCCCAGGUGUGAAUGAAUAUUUCUGCUUUCGUCCGUCUUUGCUUUGGUUGUUUUUGCUAUGUGGGUUACGUUCCAUUUUGCUUUCCCUGCCUCCUACUUUCAAACAAAAAGUGAACAACUUGAUUAAGAACCAACACCACAAAUGGCUUGAUACUGUAACUUUUUUUAAACCUUUGAUCUUUCCAGCAGUGCAGAGGAUACUUUUUGCCAUGUGCGUUUAUGUGGCUUUCUACUUUUUCUAUUCAGGUGUUUUUGUAUUUUCUUUUUGUGUAUUUUAUUCCCCCCUUGACCCCGGGAAUGUAUGUGGUUCUCAGUAGUAUGGCGUGAGAGGUAGGCGUGCUUUGAAAGUGGCACUUAUUCGAUUAUUUUUUUUUACAUUUUUUUUUUGCUUAGGAUUUAGCUUGAACCGGGUAAAGCAUAUGCCGUUCGUUGAAAGUACAGUACUUUGUGCAAAAAAAAAAUGUUGACGCUAAUUAUAAAUUCAUAAGUCAAAGUAGGAAGCAGCGGUUUUGACCAUUUAGUCAACACAAACUAGUGCUGGUUUCUUAUCGUGGUGGUUUCCAAGAAAAAAAAAUGAUGGGAUGCAAGAUUCUAAACAUUUUGCAAGUGGCACUCUUAAGUACGUUAUUUGGUUAUGUGCUUUCAUGUGAGAUGAAUUAAAACAUUAAAUCCAA